This is a messenger RNA of Adineta ricciae, 1134 nucleotides long. The record is from the annotation of a GenBank genome assembly. NCBI's taxonomy places the organism in Eukaryota, Metazoa, Rotifera, Eurotatoria, Adinetida, Adinetidae.
AUGUCUACAUCGAAUGAGUUGCGCUUUGCGCCAUUUCGGCCAUUAAGUGAGUUCAUUACGAAUGCAACAUGGAAUGUGCCGAAUUUUUCGGAUUUGCCAAAAUUGAAUAACCGAAUUAUCAGCAAUUUGAUUUAUUAUCAGACAAACUAUUUCGUUUUCGGUAUUGCGUUGUUUCUUUUGGUCGGUAUCAAUUACCCCGUGGAUUUUCUCUUCGGCUUAGUCGUGGUUUCUGCCUUAUUGAUGGGCUUUGUCUACAUAUCAUCAUCAGCUCGAGCGAAUAAUAACAAUGUUUUAGCAACUGUGGAACAUUUCUUACGUUCCGCAAAAGAAGACCGACCGAUCAUAGUCUUCGUUGCUGUACUUGGUGCAUCUUAUUUUAUCUUGAGUUUUCUUGGCAAAUUAUUCAUUUUCUUCCUUGGAAUUGUCUUACCCGUUCAAGCAAUUCUUCUUCAUGCAACAUUAUGUCGACGAAAUAUGAGCAAUAAAGUCACCAACAAAAUCAGCCAACUUAGUCUUCACGGAACACCAAUGGGUGUCUUUCUUGCCGCUCUCGGCUUACAAGUCGUUAUGUCGAAUAGCGAACAUCAGUUUCGUAUCCCACCGAUUCGUUCGAUACGAGAAUUCAUUGGAGGAAAUGAAUGGGCGAAACCAAGUUUCAACCCGAAUGAAUUGCGAGAAUUGGAAAAACAAGUCAUUGCAAAUAUGAUUUACUAUCAAUCAAACUACGGAGCUAUUGCAAUACCUUUCAUCCUACUAGUCGCCUUUUUCUACCCAGCAGCGAUUGUUUUUGGUUUUUUCAUACUUGCUGCUCUUCUCGCUGGAUUUGUUUAUACACAAAAGCAACGAACUGCAUUGACAGUGCUCUUCCAUGAUCGACCAAUUCUAGUCCUGAUAAUACUUCUGUUCGCAGCAUUUCUAGUCAUUCGAAUGUUUGGAACAGUCUUUAUCUUCCUACUUGGCAUUGCUCUUCCAUUAUCAUUGAUUGUCGGUCACGCAACUGCUCGUACACAAACUUUACAAAACAAGGCAGAGAAUGCUGUAGAAAGUCUUUCCUUACAAGCAACUCCAAUGGGUCUUUUGCUGAGUUGGCUAGGUGCUAAACCAACUGAAGAAUCAACAACGAAACGACGAUAA